Messenger RNA from Plasmodium vinckei vinckei, 762 nucleotides. Its product is annotated as fam-b protein. Bases 1 to 762 code for a protein of 253 amino acids. The record is from RefSeq and is a predicted model, not a curated record. The transcript has 2 exons. NCBI's taxonomy places the organism in Eukaryota, Apicomplexa, Aconoidasida, Haemosporida, Plasmodiidae.
AUGAGAAUCAGUAUUUUAAAAUAUGUUUUUUUGUCAAUUAUUAUUUGUUCUUUGAAGCAUUCCAAAAAUGAAUCAUACAAUGUAAAUGAGAGAAACAUAUAUCUUGAAAGGAAUAUAAUAAAUUUUAGAAAUAAUAGGGCAUUAGCAGAUGUAGACUAUCAAUUCGAUUUAAAUGAUUUUUAUGAAUCAAAUUCGGGUUUUCCAAAUCAACUUAAUGGCCGCAAUGUUGAUGAUAAAGGAAAUAUAUAUCUUCGAAAUAUUAGAGAUUCACAUAUAAAUAACCAUAAUGAAAGUACUGCGCUACCAAAUUUAAAUAAUGAAUAUGAGGACGCGAACAUGUUACUUCAAGAAAUGCGAAAAGAAUUAGAAGAAACACGAAAAGAGCUUGAUAAUAUAAGGAAUAGUAAAUUAGCAAUACAACCGAUACCAGAUAAAAGAGUAAUAAAAAAAAAUGAAAACAACUCUGUACAAGAAUAUCAGGGCGUUAAACAAAUGGAAAAUUAUGAGCAUAUUUUGGAGACUCAAGAUAAAUAUAAUGAAAAUUCAUCAAGUAAUAAUCAUAAUGGAUUCGGAAUUAAUCAAAAUUUAAAAGAAACAAAUAACACGUCACUUAAUGUGUCGAAUAGUGUAAGAGAUGAUUUUAUGACAAUAGCAUCAGAAUUAUGUCAAGUAACAAAGCUAAUUGUACCGUAUAUAAUUUCCUUAGCUAAGAAAUCUUGGAGAGACUUUAAAUUUAAAUUAAAUUUCAUAAACAUGCCAUAA